GACGUGAUGGUGCAUGCCUGGUGCUGAAAGAUUUCUAUAUCCUUGUUGAUAGAAUAGAAGAACUUUCUCCGAACGAAUAACUGCUUGUCUGUGCUCAUUUUCUCUUUAUGUUCAUUGUAUGAAAACUUCAUGAUGAGUUGAUUCGUCUAAUUUCCGCCUUGGCAACAUUCCUGGUGUCUCAUGGGCAGAAAACCAUUCGUUGGAGAAAUUUUUAGUCAGUAGCUGCGGAUGAUCAGCAGGAGGAGGUUGAAGCACUGAGUGGCUGUGUCUUGUUGUUAGCAAACAUGCGGGGCUUGGGUGAUACGGGCUCGCUGGUCGCCAGCAGUCUAACCAUGAUCUCUGGCUUGCUCGCAGCCAUAUAUGUUGCAAAGUACCUGGUGGACAUAAUGGAUCCAACAACGAAGCGAGCUAAGCAGGUAGCUCAGCAUGUGGCCGGUAUUCUGAAGGCGCUCGGCCGCUCAAAGGUGAAGCUGAGCAACCAGGAAAUGCAAGUCGCUUGCGAUCUGGUCAAUCCAGCUGAUCUACGAGUAACUUGGGCCGACAUUGGUGGCCUGAAUGAUGUGGCACGGUCGCUGCGCGAGGCCAUUCUCUGGCCUUUGAAACAUAGACAUCUGUUUGAAAGAUCGCACCUUCUUGAGCCACCGAAAGGCAUACUGCUGCAUGGACCUCCUGGCUGUGGUAAGACUAUGCUGGCAAAGGCGGUGGCGGCUGAAGAAGGCAUCUGCUUUCUUAACCUGCAGACGUCAACCAUCCUGGACUUAUGGCAUGGUGAGACGGAAAAACUGACUGCCGCAGUGUUCAGCCUUGCGCGCAAACUUCAGCCUUCUAUCAUCUUCAUCGAUGAGAUUGACCUAUUGCUUCGUGCGCGGCGACCCGGCGAUCAUGAGUCCUCUGGUAAUCUCAAAGGCCAGUUCAUGUCGCUGUGUGAUGGCCUCCUGACUGAUCCCACCGAGCAAAUCAUCAUCCUCGGUGCCACCAACCGACCGCAGGACAUUGACGAAGCCAUCUUGCGGCGCUUGCAGUUGCAGUUCCACAUCCCCCUGCCGACGACGGAACAGCGGGCUGCCAUCCUCAGGGUCAUACUGCGCGAUGAGGACUUGGCCGACGACGUUGACCUGGAUUUUCUUGCCCGGGUCACGGUUGCCAAGAGCGGCGCCGACUUGAAGGAAAUGUGUCGGCGUGUCGCCAUGGAGCCAGUCAGGGAGCUCGUGGCGCAGUCUGCUGGCUCGGGCUUAAGCAUUGCUGAUGAUGAUGAUGAUGAUGAUGAUGAUGGUGGCGAUGACUCAGGCGAUACUAUCGAGGGUGAGCUGCGGCCAAUCCGAAUGGCGGACUUCCAGAAGCUGCACCCAGGAUACUUCGUGCAGAAUGACUUGGUUGAUUGAGACCGGCGUUUAUCUCUGGAUUAUUUUAUUUUGCGUUGUGUUGCGCAACAAAGUAUUGUGGAAUGCUGUCUGUCCCUAUCUCACCGUCGGAAUAUUUCACGUGUCACCGUCCUCUGUUUUCCUUACUCUGUGCUAAUUGCUUGGUAUGAUCUACGUCCUGUGAUGUACCCUUGAGGACAUAACAUUACUGUGUCCAAUCUGGAAAUCGUUGUUGCACUUCGUAUGGGACUAUGUUUCCUCUGUUUGGAGUAUUUCUCAUUUAAAUAAAGAUUUGUACUUUGUGUCGUUAUCAUAUCCUGCAGCUUGUGAAAAAUCAUGCUAGGGGCUGUGUUAUAUUUUUAGUGUCUUGCUCGCACUUAGCUCUUUUAGGUAUCUUGUUUUCAGUUUCUAACCCAGAUAAUGCUGCCUUGAA
Messenger RNA from Sycon ciliatum, 1794 nucleotides. Its product is annotated as outer mitochondrial transmembrane helix translocase-like. Gene Ontology annotation, cellular component: mitochondrial outer membrane. The record is from RefSeq and is a predicted model, not a curated record. The transcript has a single exon. Gene Ontology annotation, molecular function: ATP binding; ATP hydrolysis activity. Gene Ontology annotation, biological process: extraction of mislocalized protein from mitochondrial outer membrane. Lineage: Eukaryota; Metazoa; Porifera; Calcarea; Leucosolenida; Sycettidae. Bases 285 to 1382 code for a protein of 365 amino acids.